UGGUCGCACUUCUCCUGUCCGCAACAUGCGUGCGUUCAUUCUUUUGUGCUUCCUCAUCCUGGUUGUCCAGCAAGGCCAGUUUACAAAUGGGGAAAAGAAGAAUAAGAAAAAGGACAACACAUCUGGAAAUCAAGUUUCUAAGACUCUGUCCAUGGGGGUUAAGGCAGCGAAGAGAGAGAUUUUGAAACAUUCCUCAGGCCAGGCUCAGCAGUGUUAUAACUGCGCCUCGGCAAACGACGCCCAGAACUGCGCAGAUCCAUUUAAAUCAACAAAUAUUCCAAUGUGCACCUUGGAUAGCGACACCAGCUGCAUGAAGGCAGUUUUCACAAUUGAUGACGGAGAGGGCAACAUGAAUAAAAUAGUUGUCAGAUCAUGCGCCCCUUCGUCGCUAGCUGAUCCUUGCAGCACUGUCGCCAAAGAAUUUGGCAAUUUUGCAAAGCUUGAGCACUGCUCCACUUGCGACAGCUCCGAUUUCUGCAACAGCGGUCCAAAGUCAGCGGCCGUUUCCGCUGUCGGUCUGGCCAGCGUUGUCAUGCUUGCUUUGAAAAAUCUACUUUAAAUUUGGCAAUAGGUCAAAUUUAAGAAAUCGCAAAUACUUUCAGCUGAGGUCAUUUUAUUGUUUGAUGUGGAAUAUUAAAAAGUAUU
Cloeon dipterum is the source of this 645-nucleotide messenger RNA. RefSeq lists its product as uncharacterized. The transcript is spliced from 3 exons. The record is from RefSeq and is a predicted model, not a curated record. Gene Ontology annotation, biological process: regulation of synaptic transmission, cholinergic; sleep; positive regulation of voltage-gated potassium channel activity. Lineage: Eukaryota; Metazoa; Arthropoda; Insecta; Ephemeroptera; Baetidae. The coding region runs from base 26 to 559 and encodes 177 amino acids.